AUGCUGCGACAAUCAAUCCGCCCCUCACAUCCUCCAAAGACCGAUUCGGAGAAUGAGGAGCUACGUGUGCAAUGUAAUGCCUUGAAAUAUGAGCUGGAGAGCUUCAAGCAAGAGCGGGAUCUCAUGAUACUGCGCCAUGAGAAGGAGCUCCGGGAAUUACAAUUAAAAAGAGACGUGGAUUUUCGCAAAGCUCAGGCCGCGGAGACUUUGAGCCACCGGGCUAAUCACAAGUACGAGACGCUUGCGAAGGAAAUGAAAGAAACCCAAGACCAAGCACUUACAGACAAGGUCGGCUUUGAGCGGAAGAUCAGGAGUCUUCAAGACCAAAACCAAACCCUCCAGGAAGAUGUUGAUGAUACCAAGGCGCAGUUGCUCGAUCAAGAGAGACAAUUCAAGUAUCAAGUCAACGAGCUAGAAACAAUUAGAUCAUCCCUCCAGAGAACGGUCGAGGAUUUGCAGAAUGAUCUUCAGAAUCUUCAGAAUGAAGUGCAAGCCACACAAGACAAGCUUCGUGAAAGAGAAGCAGAUGUGGCCAAUUUGGAAACCGAGAACAUCACCCUCAAGGCCGAAGGAAGUGAUGCAGAGACAUUGUCAGUUCUUAAACGAGAACUGUCCGAACAAGUCAGUCAUAUUCGAAAUCUGGAAUCGACAAACAGAGAACAAUCUGCGGAGCUGCGGCACCUCCGCAAAGUCCAGAAAAAUGUCGAGGUGGUGGAAGAACAGAAGAAGUCGCUGGAGAACCAAUUGCAUCUGAUGAAAGGGUUAGAGUCGGAACUGAAUACGUUGCAAAUCCAGAAACAAAUCCUUGAAGACGAGAGAAAUUCCUGGACCAGCCUUUUACAGGAUAACAACCAGGCCGAAGAGUUUGGCUCCCCGGAAGAUGUUGCGAAGGCUUUGUUACAAGAGCGCAUCGAAAAGGCCACUCUUGUUGACAGAUUGGGCAACGUCGAAGCACAGUUCCUAGAAAAAGAUGAGUUGAUAAAAGGACUGGAAACUGAAAAGGCCAACUUACGUAAGGAGCUAGAAAAGGUUCGAAGCUUCGGCGCUGCCACAGGAGGAGCCAUGGCUGAGAGUCGGGCGAAGGCUCGACUUGAACGACAGCGAGCACUCGCCGUUAAGGAAGUCGAGUACCUUCGUGCGCAACUGAAAGCCUUCGACACAGAGGAGGCGACCAUGAAUGAACAGAGCCAAUUUGAUGAGCAGAAGUCGGAACAGGUUGCCAAUCUUGAGAAGCUCGUCGAUCAAUAUAGAAAGGAGCUGGAGAAAGCCCACGAGGAGCUCUCGAAUCGCGAAUCUUCACUGCAGGAAGAUGCACAGCUGCGGGGAGUCAAACGUCCGCUCUCUCCUGCUGAAAAUGAAGCUGAGAACGAGCGCCUCUCGGUCCUGACUCGCAAAAACCGAAGCUUGCAGGAGUCUUUGUCCAAAUCCGAGCAAGCAGCUACUCUCCUACGCCGAGAGUUUGAAGCCACCAAGUCCCAGCUUAAAUCGCUCAAAGCCAAGUCACGCAUUCGUAUCCUCGAACUCCGCGACAACCCUACUGCGGAAGCCGAAAACAUCAAGCUGUCCACCAUCAACACGUUGAAGGCAGAAAACCAAAAUCUACUUGCCCAGUUACGCGGUGAUCACGCAAAUGUGAAGGUUGUCCCCAUGAGCACCUUAGAUAGCAUGAAGCUGGAGAUCCAGGAAAUGGAACGAGUAGUCGCCGACAAGGAAAAGCGCAUGCGGCGCCUGAAAGAGAUCUGGACCGCAAAAUCGUCCGAAUUCCGCGAAGCUGUUGCCUCUUUGUUAGGCUACAAGUUAGACUUCCUCCCCAACGGCCGCGUGCGUGUUACUUCGAUGUUCCAUCUCUCGCCGGCCUAUCGUCACGGAGACAGUGCUUCUGCGGACUCCGGUGGUCCCGGCAGCAUGGGCAACGGGGAGGAGAAUUCAAUCAUCUUCGAUGGCGAGAAUGGUACGAUGAAGAUCUCCGGCGGACCUAAUAGUCUCUUCGCCAUGGAAAUUAAACACCUCAUCAAGUUCUGGGUAGAGGAACGUAAAGAUAUCCCCUGUUUCCUAGCCGCCAUGACGUUGGAUUUCUUUGAUAAGACUACACGGGCUGCGCGCAUGUAA
Messenger RNA from Aspergillus tanneri, 2109 nucleotides. It is a transcript of the gene MAD1, whose product is annotated as coiled-coil domain-containing protein MAD1. Bases 1 to 2109 code for a protein of 702 amino acids. Gene Ontology annotation, biological process: mitotic spindle assembly checkpoint signaling; attachment of mitotic spindle microtubules to kinetochore. The transcript has 3 exons. Lineage: Eukaryota; Fungi; Ascomycota; Eurotiomycetes; Eurotiales; Aspergillaceae. The record is from RefSeq and is a predicted model, not a curated record. Gene Ontology annotation, cellular component: mitotic spindle; nuclear envelope; kinetochore.